CAGACAAUCUUCAGCUCCCAGGGCACACUGAGACUAAAGAAGAUCAUCCAGUCUUGUCACCAUGAACCUAAGUGCUACUCUUCGCACAGCUCUCCUCCUUUGCUGGCUCCUCGUUAUCCUGCCCAGGGUUCAAGGAUCUCCACUCUCAAGAAACGUACGUUGUCGAUGCAUCAAGUAUCACGGUACUAUCCCCAAUGUGAAAUCCUUACAGAAACUUGAAGUAAUUCCUGAAAGUUCUUCAUGUCCACAUACUGAGAUCAUUGCUACAAUGAAGAAAGGUCAGGAGCAAAGAUGUCUGAACCCUAACUCCAAGCAAAUACAGGAUUUACUUAAAUUAAUUAACAAGAAAAGGUCCAAAGAAACUUCUAAUCAGAAGUAGAGAUCACCAAAUGGCUCAUGAGAGAAUGGACCAAGAUGUGCUCAAAUAUGUCUCUUCUCCUCUGUGACUAUCAAGAAAGAAGAGCUGCUGUAUAAAUUAAUAUUUAGUUUUAACAUAGUGUAUUAAAGUUUACAAAGUC
Messenger RNA from Trichosurus vulpecula (common brushtail), 518 nucleotides. RefSeq names its product C-X-C motif chemokine 10-like. The transcript is spliced from 4 exons. Gene Ontology annotation, molecular function: chemokine activity; CXCR chemokine receptor binding. NCBI's taxonomy places the organism in Eukaryota, Metazoa, Chordata, Mammalia, Diprotodontia, Phalangeridae. Gene Ontology annotation, cellular component: extracellular region. The coding region runs from base 62 to 379 and encodes 105 amino acids. The record is from RefSeq and is a predicted model, not a curated record. Gene Ontology annotation, biological process: neutrophil chemotaxis; chemokine-mediated signaling pathway; inflammatory response.